This is a messenger RNA of Episyrphus balteatus (marmalade hoverfly), 4742 nucleotides long. RefSeq names its product probable ATP-dependent RNA helicase spindle-E (gene spn-E). The transcript is spliced from 18 exons. Gene Ontology annotation, molecular function: RNA binding; ATP binding. NCBI's taxonomy places the organism in Eukaryota, Metazoa, Arthropoda, Insecta, Diptera, Syrphidae. The record is from RefSeq and is a predicted model, not a curated record. Bases 249 to 4583 code for a protein of 1444 amino acids. Gene Ontology annotation, cellular component: intracellular anatomical structure.
UUACCCAUAUGUCAGCCGAUUUGUUUUCCAACCACAACAACAAAAAAUACAGCCAAAAAAAAUCAGAUAACUGUAUAUCGAGUGAACUGCAAUUUUACACACAAUUUUUUAUGCUCGCCUCUGCAUUUUUACACAAAUUGCAAGUUUGCUCAUAAAAAAGAUCAAAUUAAUUAAUUUCGAAACAACUUUAAUUCAACUUCGCCAUAAACAGUUUCAACAAAAAAAAUUAAAUAAGUAUUGCUCCUGCAAUGGAUGAAAUUAAUGAUUUUUUUGAUUUCUCUAAAAAAUUUGAGCGUGUAACUGUGCCAUCAGGAUGCAUGAGUGGUCAAACCACGACAUAUUACCCUCAAACUGCAGUUGAUACACGAAUAUUAAAACGUGAAGAAAAAGGUAAUGAAUACGCACUUGAAUAUAGUAUUGCUGAGAAGAAACGCAUGAUGGAGGAAGAAAAUGUUUCGGCAUGUCCUUCAUUUGGUUACGCCGAAUCAUCAAUGUUAUCAGAAAUGGAAACAUUGGAUGAUAUUGAUGAUGAUGAUGAUGAUAUGGAACAGCAGAAAAAGACAGGUCCAACUGAUGACCCAAUCUACAGCAAAUAUCAUUUUAAUAUGCAAUGGAAUGAUGGUCUUCCAAUUCAUGAUUCUCACAAAGAAAUAAUGGAAACUAUUCGAGCAAAACGUGUUGUUAUUCUUGAGGGAGAUACCGGUUGUGGAAAGACGACACAGGUGCCCCAAUAUAUACUUGAGGAUGCUUAUAAACGCCGUGAGCGUGUGAACAUUAUUGUCACUCAACCACGUCGUAUAGCUGCCAUUAGUAUUGCCCGUCGUGUUUGUACGCAACGAAAGUGGGAAGAAGGCAGUGUUAUUGGUUAUCAAGUUGGAUUGCAUGCCAAUAUGUCAGAAGAUACACGACUUUUGUAUUGCACAACAGGUGUGCUUUUGCAAAAAUUAAUCAAAGAGAAAUCUUUGAGAAACUACACUCAUAUAGUUUUGGAUGAAGUUCAUGAACGUGAUCAGGAUAUGGACUUUUUAUUGAUUGUUAUACGACGAUUGAUGAUGACGAAUUCAAGGAAUGUUAAAGUGAUUCUUAUGUCGGCUACAAUUAAUACAGGAGAGUUUGCUGAAUAUUUUACAUUUGGAAGAACUCCUGCACCUGUAAUAAAGGUGGAUUCAAGACGUAAUUUUGUUAUAAAAGAACAUUAUCUUUGCGAAUUGUCAAGAAUUAAUAACAAUGUUCAAAUAGACUAUGAAGAACCCGGUAUCAGCAAUGAAAUGUACCAACUCGCUUUGAAAUUGAUCAUAGUGAUUGAAAAUAUUGAGAGUCAUGAAAGUUCGAAUAAUCCGAAUCAGAAGACUUCUAUUCUUAUUUUCCUUCCAGGUAUUAAUGAAAUUGACAGAAUGGACAAGAAACUUGAAACUAUUCAAAAUAUGCAAGGUAGUGGUGUUAAACUAAUGCCAAUUCGUUUGCAUUCAAUGAUUUCACCCGAUGAACAACAAAAAAUCUUUCAUCGAGCACCACCUGGUCAUCGUAAAGUUAUUUUAGCUACAAAUAUUGCAGAAAGUUCAAUCACAGUUCCUGAUGUUAAAUAUGUGAUUGAUUUCUGUUUGACAAAGUCUUUAAUGACUGAUACUAGUACAAAUUUUACUUCAUUGCAACUCCAUUGGGCAUCCAGAGCAAAUUGUCGUCAAAGAGCUGGACGUGCUGGACGUGUUAUGAAUGGAAGAGUUUAUAGAAUGAUAUCGAAACAAUUUUAUUUGAAUUAUUUGGAAGAAUUUGGAAUACCAGAAAUGGUUCGUUGUCCCUUAGAAACUUUGGUUCUUAAAGCAAAGCUCCUUGAUAUGGAACCUCCGCCAGUUAUACUUGCUUUAGCUAUGACACCACCAAAUCUAUCAGACGUCCACAAUACUAUUUUAGUGCUAAAAGAAGUUGGUGCUCUCUACAAAACUGUAAAUGCAAAGUAUUCCAUUCAAGAUGGUGAUUUGUCAUUUGUUGGUCGUGUAAUGGCUGCUUUGCCAUUGGAUAUUCGUGUCAGUCGUUUAAUUAUUUUUGGAUACAUUUUUAGUGUUCUUGAAGAAGCAAUUAUAAUUGCGGCUGGAUUAAGUGUUAAAUCAAUUUUUACAUUUUCUGACAAAAAAAGAGGCGAAUUGGCUGCUUACUCACAAAAAUUGGCUUGGGCUGAUGCUUCGGGCAGUGAUUUGUUUGCUAUGCUCAAAGCUUAUCGGGUUUGGUGCACAAUGCGUGAACAACAUAAUAUGAAUGAAGAAUCUGGCGAAUACACAUGGGCUGAUCGAUACUUUAUUAAUAUUCGCUCCAUGAAAGAAAUGCACUUACUUGUAAUGGAAUUAAAAGAACGUCUUAUGGGUUUGGGAAUUAAAGAGACAACUGCUUAUCAGCGCAUUCACUGGCUUGACAGAGAAAAAACGAUUAUUUUGAAAAUUGUCAUUUCAGGCGCAUUUUAUCCAUACUACUUUCUUCGUUCGAAUUUAAAUAACACGGAAGCUGAACGUGCCACUUAUCAUACUAUUUUUGGAAAUGAUCCUUGCAGUACUGUUUAUUUCAAUAAUUACAAUACAAAACAUAUUGGCCAGUUGUACUCCAAAUCAAUUAAGGAUCUCUUCAAGCAAGCUCGUAUACAUCCAAAAAAUAUUGAUGUACGUUUCCAGCCAGGAAGUGAAAAGGUUUUGGUAACUUUUAAGAGUGAUCCCGAAGAUGAGUAUGGUGGGGAAAGUAGCAACCGAGUUCAAGUUCCUGGAAGUGUUCGUCUUGAGGUUUAUAAGGCGAUUAAAAUGAGACACUUGAGAAUACCAACUGUUAUUAAAGUUAUGGAUGCUAGAUCAGGAAUAAACUAUGCAGAAGAACGAGGAAUUGGUGUUAUGUUUGAAGGAACUUGGAUACCAACCAAGAAGCAGAUUAAGAACCCAGAGCUCGUUGUUAUUCCAACAGUUUUUACAAAACAAACACGUGGAUAUAUCACUCAUAUUGAAAACUGUGGAAAAUUCUAUUUCCAACCUUUGACUGAAAUUGAACGACUUAAGGAAAUUUCGUCAUUACUAAACUCCCCAGAAGCUGAUGAACGCAAAUUUCGAAAUGCUGCUGCGGUUUCAAAGGGUAUGCUGCUUGCUGCACCUUUUCAGAACCAAUACUACCGAGCAAGAGUUGUUCAGGUCAUUCACAGUUCUAGACAGCAUUUGGAAUUCAGGGUGCUCUUCAUUGACUUUGGCAAUACAUCUGUGGUUAAUUUUACUGAAUUGCGUCGUUUAUGCUUUGAAGCAGAAUAUCUUGUUGACAUUCCACCACGUGUAUACGAAUGCCGUCUGGCAAUGGUUCAACCGUCUUCUGUUAAAAGUCCCAGUGGCAAAUGGUUGGACGAGGCUAUGGAGUAUUUGCAAGAAGUGGCAGACAGCGGUGUUGUUGAAUUAGAAGUCUAUUCGGUGGUGCAUAGCGUAUCAUCUGUAUCAGUUAGAGUGGGUGAUACAACUGUUAACGAUAUUCUUAUCGAUAAAGGAUUGGCACAAAAAUCUGACGAAUGUUUCAUGUCAAAGACUGAUCAUGAUUUGCGAAUGAGGAAACAAUCGGUAGCUGAAAGAUUCAUGCAAGAAGACUUUUCCAAACAAAACGAAGAGUAUUUGCGAUCUAUUCAACCUGAAGUUGAUAUUGAAAUUGAUCCUCCACCAGCAGAACUAUGCUUGAAUAAUAUUUUCCUGAGAGGUCCUUUUUGUCCACUUGAAGCAAAAAUCUUCUCUGCAACACGUGUUGGUGCAUGGAAGGGCGUUAAUGUCGAACGUGAAUCAGUUAAUUCAGUUUUAGUUGACACUGACCCACAGGAUGUUCACGAACGACUAAUUGUUGCUGCUAACGUUUCUGAAACUGUCGAUAGAAGUUCACUCACAGCUCGACAAACUACUCUUAUGCCAAAUAUUCAUGGUUUUGCCCCUCUUAUGGCUUUAAUCUUCUGUCCAACAAUGCAGAUUCAUAGAAACUCUAGUAAAUCGAAAUAUGUUUCGAUUUUAGCUGGUCUGGGACAUGAUGAGAAUUAUAAGUCUUUGUUUGAAGAACAUGACAUGGUGUUGCAUUUGGAUUCAGAGAUUUUAACAUCUGAUCUUGAAUUGAUAAAUCAAAUUCGUUACUCCAUGGAUACGAUUUUGUACACCGAUCCAGGUGAUGAUAAACCAACAGUUUUGCCAAAUAUUCGCGCUGAUCUUGCAGCUAAAAUAAAGAGUCUCAUUAUUAAACUUUUAAGUAAAACUCGUAAGUACAUUGAAACUCAUGUAGAUUCCCAGGAUCAUGUUUGGGUUCGACCUGACGAAAAGGACGUCAUUGAAAGUCCUCUUAUUUAUGGACCCAGAUGUAUUUUUCCUAUGCAUUCAGCUCUACGUCUUUACGAUGAAUCAUUUGAUCGUAUGCACGCGCUCAAUGUACAUUGUCGUGAAUUACAUCGAAUGAAACAAUUUGAUGGAUCUGUGUCUGCAAUCACGUGUCAACUUUGUGAUCAAUCCUUAGAAAAUAUUGUACAUUUAAGGAUUCAUUUGCUUUCACAACUCCAUAGAGAUCGUGAAUACCAAAUUAAUUUUAAAUCUCCUCAUUAAUAUGUUUUGUUUUUCCCCCUUUAUAACCUGAAAUUUCUUUUUUUUUUUACUUUAUGACUCGUUUAGAAAGAAAUGUAUAGUUUUUGAGUUACAUUACGUAUAUGAAUAAAAAGUAUAGUUUUUUACGUUUGUUUUUCAAUAAAGAUCUAUUGAACCAUA